AUGUCGUCUUUUCAUUAUCUAUUUAUUUUUGGUAAUCUUCUACUGAUUUUUAUCUCAUUGACUAAAGCCGCUUCUUUGGAUGAACGCUGUGACUCGAACCCAGAAUGCAUUGGAACUGGUUUGAUUUGCCACACAAAUCUAUGUCAAUGUGAUGCGCCUUGGUAUAAACCAUGCAACACAGUUUGCGAGGUUCAACAACAAAGUGUAUAUGAAGGUGACACAUGUCGUGUUGACGAUAAUUGUAUGCGUCACGCUCGAUGUGAUAAUUCAUCGAAAAAAUGUGUUUGUAAAGAAACUUUCUCUUCGUUCAACGGACUUUGCAGGAAGAAAUAUAAUGAAACUUGCGCGGGCAACGACGAAUGUGUGUCAAAUAUUUGUGAUAUUAGUUUACGACGAUGCACAUGCCAAGAUGGUUCUGAGCCUUUAAAUGAUGGGCGCUGCAGAAGAAUAUUAGCACGGCUAUAUCUAAACUGGGCACAAGCAAAUGAGAGCAAAGAUUUCUGUUAUAACGAUGAUUCAUGUUUGAAUAUUUUGGCAACGUGUAGAAACGAUGGAAAUCGCAUGGAAAAAUUUUGUCAAUGUCCACCAAAUGGUUAUACUACGGAUUUCAAUAAUCAAAAAUGCAUCGCGAAUGAAAUCGAACGAUUAUCACCCAUGAAUGAACAAACAUCAACUGAUAAUACAACGUGCGUAUUUUGCAAAGAUAAUAAUGCUGUUUGUGCAAAUGUUGGUAAUAAAGAUACAUGUUGGUGUCGUGCUGGAUACGACAAAGUGGGAAAUGAAUGUCAAAAUAUUCGUUACAAAUUCAUCUUUCCAACUGCAAUGGAUUCUGCGCAACAUUCGUUUAGCAGCACUUGCAGCAUUAACGGAAGUAUAGAAAGCGUUCAAGACAGUUUAUGUUCCUGCGCAGCCUAUCAAGAAUAUGACGCUGCGACUCGACAUUGCAAAAAUAUUGAACGUCAAUGGAUAAGUGAACAUUUUGAAUAUGGAAUAUGUACACGAAUAAAAUCUGACGCAGUAGCACAAGGGCCCAUCAAUGCAUUAUGUCCUCCACCACUUCAAUGUCGGGCAAAUGGAGAUAAGUAUGUUUGUUCAUGUGGUUCAAAUAAAUUUCUUCAAUCAGAUGCGAUUGGAGUUCGAUGCGUCUAUCGUCUUGGAAAACCAGCUGAAAAUUCAUCAUGUCCAAUGAAUGCCGAUUUUAUCAAUAAUACUUGUGUAUGUAAAGCUGGAUAUAAUCAAGUUAACGAAGAUCGAGGAUGUGAAUUAGUCCUCGAGCAUCAAGAGACGUUAGCUGAUUGCAGUACAAGCGGGUCAGUUGCAGCAAAUAAUUCGUGUAAAACAUCAUUUGGAGGAGCAGCUCGAUAUUGCCGCCCAGGUGUUUGCCGUUGUGAUCCUACUAUAUCAUUUCGUAACCCAGCGCCUGUUGUUUGUUAUAGUCUUUUGGGUGUUUCACAACCUGAACCUAACUGUCCACCAGGCUCAAAACCUCCAAAUGCCGGUACAUGUGAAUGUAAAGGUGAAAAUCGAAAAUCGAAUGAUAACAGACGCUGUGAUCCGAAAUCUUUACUAUAUAAUUGGAACGAAGCUACAGUUAAUCAAGCUGAUCUUCAGCGAGGAGAUUGUGCAGCGCUCUAUAGUGGCUGGCUUGCUGAUUUCAAUGAUACGGCUUCUAUAAAAGUUUGUCAAUGUGCACCAAUUGCAUUCAAGAGUCCGUCUGGUGUAGAAUGUUGGCCUCUGGUAUAUACCGAUCUUACUGGAAGCGUUUCUGCAUGUAACAUACCGAAUUCAAUGUCAAGUAUAACUAAUAGCAGACGAUGCGAAUGCCGAUCGGGCUAUCGACCAUCAAAUUUAAUGAAAAGAGAUUGUGUUCGUAUACCGGGUAGACUCGAUGAAUCUAUUGUUAUAAAUAUACCUGAUGUUAAUCCGAUAACUGCGAGCGACUGUCGAGCGUUGUUUGGUGUACUCGCAGAAUUGAAUAACAGUCGAUGUGUUUGUCCCGAUGAUAUUUCUUUUGCAAACAAUGAUGGAAGUCGAUGUCAUGGAAUCUUAAAUAAACCAACGGGGUUUCAAACUCUGAUAAGCUCUGACUGCCCACAACAUGCAUCCACAAAGAUAACUGGGACAUGCCAAUGCAAUGAAGGUUUUGUUUCAAGUGCAGACAAUCGUAUUUGUACAACGGUUGAUAUUCCCUUGGUUGGCACCAAAGAACCACUUUCAGCAAACAGUUGUACCAACUUUACUACUGAUAAUUGUAUUGCGAAGUAUGGUACAGACUCGUUCUGUGAAAACAAUCAAUGCUGGUGUAAUCGUAAAUCAUCGUUCAACAUAAAUGAUAAUCGAUGUGAAAGUUUUUCAAACUACAUUUUCCCGGGUCUACACGAACGACAUAAUGUUUCGUGUGAUGUUGAUGCAGACUGUACUCGUGAUAAUGUUAAUAUAGAUACUGUUGAGUGCACACACAGAACAAGUGCAAGUAGUGAUUAUAAAGUGUGCGUAUGUAAACAUGGCUUAUUUUUAAAUCCAUUUACACAAACAUGUGAAUCUCGCUGUCCAUCGGAUUGUAAUAAUCGGGCAAAUAGUGUAUGUAAUGGAUACAAUUGCGUUUGUAAACAAGGUUUUAUCGAAGAAAACAAUACUUGUGUUCCAGUUAAAGAACAAAUACAAUUAUACAAACCAUGCAAUUCUUCAUUUGUUGCAACUGAAAAUAUUGAUGUCACAUGUUCAUCAUGCAAUCGCGGUGAAUGCGCAUUCAGUUAUAGAGAUACUGGUUUUCAAUGCGCUAAAUUCAACUUUGAUAAUGAUCGUUGUGUAACACAGGGUCCUAAUGUUUGUAACGCCCUGAUUGGCAAUUCCCGAUGUUUUGAGGAGGAAAAUAAAUGUGUGUGUGAAUCAGGUUAUUACCGAGAUGAAAAUCUAUGUGCUCUAUCCGUCGAUUCAAGAUGUACUACGCCAGAACAAUGUGGUAGCAACGGAAUUUGCUCGGGUCAACGAUGUCGAUGUGCUGAAGGCAAACGAGUUCAAAAUGCAAUUGAUGCAUUUGGCCGUUCAAUACAACGUUGUAUUAAUGAUAAUACUAAUGGUGCUGAUCAAAUCCGAUUCAGUUUCAUCUCAGUAUUAUUCUUUAUAUGUGUUCGUAUAUUCUUUAUAUAA
Molecule: messenger RNA, 3150 nt
Organism: Rotaria socialis
Lineage: Eukaryota; Metazoa; Rotifera; Eurotatoria; Philodinida; Philodinidae
Source: the annotation of a GenBank genome assembly